AUGCACUAGGAUCAGUGAGUCAGAAUAGAGGUAGGGACACUCCUUGCUGGAAAUCAGCAAGAAGAGGAGGGUACCGUGCUAUGGAGGUUGCCAAGAACAGCAAAAUACAAUUUGCUUAGAUAGGGAUGGUGGAGAUUCCCAUGCUUAAAGGUUGAAGGGACUGCAUCUUUGGAACAUUUACGUUUUUCUCAUUUGUAGCACGUACUGAAGGAAAUGGCUAUUUCUUGGAUUUACAAAGUUUGGAUCCUACUCUUACCCAUUGUUGACUGCGCUCUGUCCAGUUAUUCCGAAGACCAAUGCAGCUGGAGGGGGAGUGGUCUGUCCCAGCAGCAAGGCAGUGUGGAGCAGAUCUCCCUCCACUGUUCUGAGGGUGCUCUGGACUGGCUCUAUCCUAAGGGGGCGCUCCGCCUCACCCUGUCCCCCAGGUUGCCCUCUGCGGCAGUGGGGCCUGGGGGAAGCAGCUCGGGCCUGAUCACGGCCUGCGUCAAGCCCUCCGAGCACUUCCACGGGGCCCAGCUCUACUUGGAGAGAGACGGGGUCCUGGAGCUCCUGGUAGGGGACCGUCUGGAGGAGUCUCCCCCAACCCGGGUGCGCUGCUUCAGCCGCCUGCCCGGCGAGAAGGUGGCCCUCUUCCUCCAGGCCACUCCCCACCAGGACAUCAGCCGCCGCAUUGCAUCUUUCCGCUACGAGCUGAGAGGGGAUUGGACUGUGCGCCUGUCACUCGACUCAAACCCCGUCAGCAGUAAUGAAGGUGCCUGCAGACCCUGUAACAACACAGAGCUCCUUAUGGCUGUCUGCACCAGUGACUUUGUGGUGCGUGGUAACAUUGAGGCAGUGGAUGAGGACAGCGAGUUACGGGCGGCGGUAAUAAAGGUCAGCACCACCCGAGUAUUUCGCCAGAAAUAUGCCCUGUUCACCGGGACAGGCCGCCUGACCCUCUCAGGCGAGAUCAGGACCCUGCUGCAGUGUGGUGUCCGGCCCGGGGCAGGAAGCUUCCUCUUCACCGGCCGCAUACACUUCGGCGAAGCGUGGCUGGGCUGCGCGCCCCGCUACAAGGACUUCCUCCAGGCCUACACUCAGGCCAAGUUGGUCCAGCAGCUACACUGUGAACUGGCUGUGGACUGAGCAGACCACCCCAAAUCUCGGCUGACUACUUCCCUGUAAUAGGGCUUGCCUCACAAUACAGCCUUAACUCAAUCAACCUGUCCUCUGGUUUGCCAAACCUCUGAGUGAAAGGUGAGGAAGAUGGAAGCUCACCCGAUGGUGUAGCUUCUUAGUCUUCCCCAAAGGACUGUCCAUGCCCAACUACUCAUUCAUAGCAACAUUCGCAGUGCAAUAUGCAGUCCUGUGGCGAUAUGAAGGACACCGUGUGGACUAGAUGAGAUUAAAUAAUUUGGCACGGGACAAAUUUUCCAGAUGCCAAUAUGCUUAUUCGGAAUUCUCAGAAGAGCUUUCCGUAACAACAAGCAACAAUUUGUCAGGCAUGGAUUCAGAGCUAUUGAGUGUGACUUUGUCUUUUAAACUCAGGAAACUAUGUGAAAAAUUCUGUGGUGAAGUUGGUCUGUUUUAGAAGUUACACAAUUGCUAUUCCAGUAAUUAACCACAAGGCUGUGGUGUUUUUCUAUGGUAGUCUUCAAAAUGGCCACUCAUUUUAUUCAAUGUUUUUUGUUUGGGAAAUCUACCAUUUUGUGUCCAAGAUGUUUGCACAAAUGUGUAGUUGAAACAAACAAUGGUGGACUAUUCUCAGUGUUACGAUUCUUUAUUGGAGAUUAGGGAGGGACUUUUCUAUUUUCUCUUUUCUCUUUUCUCUUUUCUCUUUCUCUUUCUCUUUUUUUAUCGUAUUUUGCACUGAUAAGGGAAUGAUCUGGAAAGUCUUGAUGCUACAAGCACUGAAAACCAAAAUGAAAAGCUGAUUUUAUGUAGCAUAGAGAGGAGGUGUGAUCAGAACUUAAUAUAUGUACAGAUAUUGCUAGCACAUCUUCAUGCUAGGCUAGGGCUGGCACAUGUUAGCACUAGUAGAAGGUUCAAAGCUUGCUUCACUCUAGUGCUGAAAGCACUUUCACAACAUUAGUCAACUCAGAGAAAAAUUAUCUCAAGGUACACACAGGGCAAUUCUGCCUUUUAGAACCCUGCAUAAAUAUUUAAUGAAGAGUUUUUAUGAUGCUGCUGACUUCCAAGAUUUAAUUGUUAUCUCAGUUUGUUUGAAAAGUUUUAUAUGCAAAUGUAUUUUAAUUUGUUUUUCCAGUUGAAUAUAAUUAUUUUGCAGUAGUGUUUCCCAUUGCAGCCAUUUUGUAGUUAUUCAUACCCAUUUUCCGCAUAAAAAAAUUGCCACCUGUAAGCCUAAGAAAGCUGUCUGCAAAAUUCUAACAAAACGGAUGUCUUGAUAUUGAGAUGCUGUAAGGCCUACUGGCCCAGAUUUAUGUCAUUGUUACUGUAUUAAUGGGAGUUUGAGGACAUUUUUUGUUUGUCAACAGUUGUAGUCCCACAACAGCAAUAUUCCCCUCUGUAAAAGUCCAAUGGAAUAUGUCUCAAAGCUGGCAGAAAGAGUUGCAGUAGCGAUCUAAUAUUCACAAGCAUGUGUCCGAAAUAUUGAUCACCAUGUUGAGCCAUGGAAACCUCAAGCAAUUUUGUCCAAAUAUCAAUACUGAAUUCUUCAAGCAAUAUUCAAUGUAUUUGCGUAAUAGUCUUUAUACCAGUUUUGGGGUAAGCAGUAAGUAUGUCUGGGAUAAGUUACGAGGGGGACAAAACAGGUCUGUUUGGCAAUUCUGGUCAUCAAAAGAUGUCACGUCUUAUGUGCACUAAUCGAUGAAGGAAGCGAUUAAUAUCAAAUUAACGUGAUGUACUGAAGUGGUAUAUAAAAAGAAAUACGCAAUACUGCCAUGUUUGCUGAUAUUGUCAAUCUGUUUCUGUGUGAUUUUUGUGUUCAUACCAAUGUGAAUGUUAAUAUGUAAAUAAGAACAUCUAAAACAAACUACUUAUGGAGGGGGGGGGGGGGCAUUUUUCAUUAUUGUGGAGUGUUUAUGUUGUCUGUGACAAAGUCUGAAAAGCUCAUUUGAAUCUCAUGGAUUUUUCUUGGUUGCUUCUUUCACUAACUUUUUAUAGUAAAGUUAUAUAGUUAUAUAGUUAUAGUUCUCUCUCUCAUGCACAUAUCUUUAAAACAUUAGGCUAACUGAGACUACAGAUGACCAUGGUUGAAAAACAUGGCCCAAUUUCAAACCACAACCUCUCAGUUGUCCCUUGGAUAUAUGUGGGAGAAAUACAGACUUUUCCAACAAUGUUAAGUCACUAUAAGUGUCCUUAAUCCUGAUCUCUGAGGGCCCAAAAUGAAUUGCUUGAAUGAAAGCGAUUUAGAGGGGUGCAAACAGACCUAAUGGGUUGCAGGGAGGGAGUGAGAAAAGGACAGUUGGAAUUUGUGUUGUGCUCUGACUCCCACUUUCAGGAAGCAAUACAUUACCAUUAAGGGAGCAGUGUUCGGAGCGGGCUGGGAGGAAUGGAGAUGUCGCUCACUCUGUCCUCAUGCCAGUCAGCCAGGUUUAAAGGGUUAUAUACUCCCUCUCAACCAACAGAAAGCAAGACUGAACACAUAGUGUCUUAAAUUAAGUAAUUUUGUUACGUUACAACCUUAUUCUAAAAUUGAUUAAAUAGUUUUUCCCCCUCAUCUAUCUACACACAAUACCCCAUAAUGAUUAAGCAAAAACAGGUUUAUAGAAAUGUUUGUAAAUAAAUAAAAAGCCUAGUCUCUUCAUGGGUAUGAUUCUACAAGCUUGGCAAACCCGUAUUUGGGGAGUUUCUCCCAUUCUCUAAGGUAGUUUUUUAUAAUUAAUAAAUGUGCAAAAAUUCUAUAAACCUGUUUUCACUUUUAUAUUACUGUGUGUAGAUUGAUGUUUUUUAUUUAUUUAAUCAAUUUUAGAAUAUGGCUAUAACGUAACAAAAUGUGGAAAUUGUCAAGGGGUCUGAAUACUUCCCGAAUAUGCACUGUAUAUUUGUAUUUAUUAUAGAUCCCGAUUAAGCUCCUGGUAUCUGGCAAAAUGAAGGCAGUUAUACAAUUUAAAAAACAUUACAAUACAUUCAUUACAGAGUUCACAACACACUGUGUGCCCUCAGACCCAUACUCCACUACCACAUAUCUACAACGCAAAAUCCAUGUGUACGUGUGUGUAUAGUGCAUAUGUUGUCAUGUGUGUGUAAACAUGUGUCUGUGCCUAUGUUUGUGUUACUUCACAAAUCCCUGCUGUUCCAUGUAAUCAUGGCUCUAUGUAGUACUGUGUGCCUCCCACAGUCUGUUCUGGACUUGGGGACUGUGACGAGACCAUUGGUAGCAUGCCUUGUGGGGUAUGCAUGGGUGUCAGAGCUGUGUGCUAGUAUUUUAAACAGACAGCUUGGUACCUUCAGCUUGUCAACACCUCUUACAAAACAAGUAAUGAUGAAGUCAAUCUCUUCAACUUUGAGCCACAAUUCUAUCUUGGAGAUUUACGGACAGUUCUUUAGACUUCAUGGUAUAUAUUGUUUCUUUCAAUACCGAACAAAAAUAUAAAUGCAACAUGUAAAGUGUUUGUUUCAUGUUUCAUGAGCUGAAAUAAAAGACUCCAGAAAUGUUCCAUA
Molecule: messenger RNA, 4602 nt
Organism: Oncorhynchus kisutch (coho salmon)
Lineage: Eukaryota; Metazoa; Chordata; Actinopteri; Salmoniformes; Salmonidae
Product: meteorin-like
Exons: 4
Coding region: 214-1125 (303 amino acids)
Biological process (GO): positive regulation of axonogenesis; glial cell differentiation
Molecular function (GO): hormone activity
Source: RefSeq, a predicted model, not a curated record